This is a messenger RNA of Dissoconium aciculare CBS 342.82, 2361 nucleotides long. RefSeq names its product PLP-dependent transferase. Gene Ontology annotation, molecular function: molybdenum ion binding; molybdenum cofactor sulfurtransferase activity; pyridoxal phosphate binding. The transcript is spliced from 2 exons. Lineage: Eukaryota; Fungi; Ascomycota; Dothideomycetes; Mycosphaerellales; Dissoconiaceae. The record is from RefSeq and is a predicted model, not a curated record. The coding region runs from base 1 to 2361 and encodes 786 amino acids. Gene Ontology annotation, biological process: Mo-molybdopterin cofactor biosynthetic process.
AUGAAACCAUACGACACGAAGGUCGAGCGCAUGCGCAAGCAUGAAUACCCAUAUAUGCAAGAUCAUAUCUAUCUCGAUCAUGCCGGAACAACUCUGUAUAGUGCGACUCUCGUGCAAAGAUUCCAAGCUGUGAUGUUGGCAAAUAUUUACGGCAACCCUCACUCUGCUUCAGAAUCUAGUGUAAGAUCCACGCGCGACAUUGAAAGCAUACGACUGCAAGCCUUGACAUACUUUGGCUUCGAUACAGAUCAGGUAGACCUCGUCUUCACGUCCAACACAACGUCUGCGAUCAAGCUGGUCGCCGAAACACUCCGAGAGAGCCAGCGAGGCUUCUGGUACGGAUAUCACGCCGAAUGUCAUACCAGUCUGGUUGGAGUCCGCGAGCUGGCCACAGAACAUCAUUGCUUCGCCCGUGAUGUUGAUGUGAAAUCCUGGCUCGAUGGCAAGCUGCUCGGCGGACAUACAGGUCCCGGCCUCUUUGCAUAUCCCGCACAGUCUAAUUUAAAUGGUCGCUGCUGUCCUCUAGAUUGGAUCGCGGACAUCAAAGCCCGAAAAGCUGAAGUAGAAAUAUACUCCCUACUAGAUGCUGCAUCGUUAGCUGCAACGUCACCUCUAUGUUUCAAAAGCCCAGAAUCCGUCCCAGACUUCACAGUGUUGAGCUUCUCCAAAGUUUUCGGAUUCCCGAAUCUUGGUGCUGUGAUCAUCAGAAAGGAUGUCUCACAUCUAUUCGAUCGUCGAAGGUAUUUUGGAGGAGGCACAGUUGACAUGGUCGUCUGCGUUCAGGAGCAAUGGCAUGCCAGGAAGACAGGUACCUUACACGAGCGCUUGGAGGACGGGACUCUACCGAUUCACAGCAUAUUAGCUCUUGGAGAGGCUAUGCAUACGCACGACGAUCUAUUCGAGAGCUUACCUUCGACUCGGCUGCACACGACUACCCUGGCCGAUCGCCUGCGAAAUGACCUCGCGAUAUUGAAGCACGCGAAUGGCGCAAAUGUGUGUACAAUGUACGAUUCGAGAACGAGCGAUCUCACAGAGACGCAAAAGUACGGUCCUAUCGUGGCGUUCAAUAUGCAAGACUCUCAGGGUCAGUGGCUCAGUCACGCAGAGGUGGAGAAACUAGCUGCCAUCAAAAACAUUCACAUUCGUACGGGAGGUCUCUGCAACCCGGGCGGGAUAGCGACCCAUCUUCAACUGGCCUCAUGGGAGAUGCUCGAAAACUUCUCGGCAGGCUUCAGAUGUGGUUCGGAGAAUGAUGUCAGGAAUGGUAAACCGACAGGCGUCAUUCGCGUCAGUUUAGGAGCCAUGAAUACCCAUGCUGAUGUGACAAGAUUCGUCUCGUUCGUCCAAGAAUUCUUCGUAGACAAAACAGUGCCUGUUCAAAGAUCAGAUUCUCCCUUCGAGGCAACCAAACUUCCUCAAGCAGUGCAUUACAUCGAGAGUUUGACGGUGUACCCAGUCAAGAGCUGCGCAGGCUGGAGGAUUCCACUUGGGACGGAUUGGGAUGUUCACUCGACAGGGCUGGCAUGGGAUCGAGAAUGGUGUGUGAUUAAUCGAAGCACUGGUGCGGUGAUCUCUCAGAAGAAGUAUCCGCGCAUGGCGCUGCUCCGACCAGAGCUUGAUUUCAAGACCGGAGUCCUUCGGAUGAGCGACUCAAGCACCGAGAGGCAAAUUUCGGUGCCACUUUCCAAAGAUCCUGGUCUGUUUAUCGACGAGGCGCAGAGAGUUCGCGACGUCACUGUUUGUGACGAUGCUAUCCAAGCACGCCAAUAUCUUUCGUGUACCAUUGCCGACUUCUUCACAGACAUGCUCGGUAUCCCUUGUACCCUCGCACGUUUCACAGCAUCGGCCGGCUCAAGCUCUCGUCAUAUGAAGGCUCACCUUCAAGGAAAGGACGUGAAGCCAUCAUCCUUGCUUCUCAGUAACGAGUCUCCAAUCCUGACCAUCAGCCGCUCGUCUCUCAACGCCCUGAACGACAUGAUUACCGCAAAGGAUGGCAAAAUCGCCCGGGCAGCAGCAUUUCGCGCCAACAUCGUCGUCGCUGAGCGAGGUGAGGAUGAUUCAUCAUCGGAGCGGCCGUGGAUCGAAGACAAUUGGCAAGCCAUGCGUGUCGGCGGGCAGGGCGGCCCACAACUUGACUUCUUAGGUGGUUGCCGCCGGUGCCAGAUGCUGUGUAUCGAUCAAGAAACUGGCGAGAAGAAUCAAGAGCCGUUCGUGACUCUAGCCAAGACCAGGAGGAGGGAUGGCAAGGUGAUGUUCGGGAUCCAUACGGCUUUGAGAUUGCCAGCCGAGCAGAAUGUGAACAACACAAAGACGAUUCGCGUUGGCGAUGUUGUGGAGACUUGGGUCAAGCAAUCCGUUUGA